Messenger RNA from Pseudogymnoascus verrucosus, 770 nucleotides. RefSeq lists its product as uncharacterized. NCBI's taxonomy places the organism in Eukaryota, Fungi, Ascomycota, Leotiomycetes, Thelebolales, Thelebolaceae. The coding region runs from base 114 to 632 and encodes 172 amino acids. The record is from RefSeq and is a predicted model, not a curated record. The transcript has a single exon.
CAACUCCCAACGACAAACCUCACCAUCAAAUCCUCACCGAAGCCAGCCCAAAAAUCCAAAAUCUCCAUCCACGAUUAAAUUCCCAUCAUACAUCACCACAUCUACUGCCAAAAAUGACGCCGUCACCUACCCCACACCCAACCGCCUCCGCCUGGAAAAUCAUCCCCCACUUCCCGUCCCGUUCCAUCCCCGCCACGAUCGCCUUCUACACCUCCAUCCUUGGCUUUAGUCUAGGAGGCACAUACGUCCACGAUGACCACCCCCUCGCAGGGGCGGGGGAGCCGACGUUUGCGUCGCUGUUUGCGGGGGACAAGGCCGCGGCAAAUAUUUAUUUCUUCUUGACGGUGGAUGGGCAGGAUCGGGGGAUGAAGAUGGCAGAGGGGAGGGUGAUGAUUGCGUUGAAGGAGGGGGAGGUGGAUGUGUUAUAUGAGAAGUUGAAGAGGCUCGAGGAGGGGAGGGCGAGGGGGUCUGGGGAGAAGGAAGUGGGGGACUGGGGGAUCGUGGAUGAGAUUGGGGAUAGGCCUUGGGGGUAUAGGGAUUUUUCGGUUAAGGAUGGGGAUGGAAAUAUGCUGAGCUUCUUCUGUUUUCUGGAGGAUGGGGAGGAGGAGGAAAAGACGGUGGCGGAUGCGUAAGCUCGUAUUCAUAGUUUGAUUCUUCGAAAUGAACUACGCUUACAGCUGAAGUACUUGUGCGGCUUUGCGGCUCAAGAGUCUUUCAUAUCACAAUAGGAACAACGUUGAGCAACCAAUGAAAGUCCUGGAUUUUAUUUG